Gastrolobium bilobum is the source of this 1135-nucleotide messenger RNA. Its product is annotated as myosin-binding protein 3-like. Gene Ontology annotation, molecular function: myosin binding. The transcript has 5 exons. Lineage: Eukaryota; Viridiplantae; Streptophyta; Magnoliopsida; Fabales; Fabaceae. The annotation marks the transcript as partial. The record is from RefSeq and is a predicted model, not a curated record.
UGCAAGGUUUGCAUAUUUGCUAUUGAAGCCUUCUUGGGGUGAUGGGGAUUACACAAGCAAAGGGACUCUAAUUUUAGAAGUAAUAGAUGAUGAAAUUGAAGAAGGUGAUAAAGAAAAGUUUGAGAGCAACAACGGGGAAGAUCAUGAACAUGAUGACGAAGGGAUAGAAGAUAAGCAUCAUAUAGUUUGUGCUGUUGAAAGCUUUUAUCCUCAGAGAGGUGGCAAAGUUCUUUCUCAAACUUGCACUCUGAUGAAAAGGAUAAAGAGAGGGAUGAGAAGGAAGAUAGAAAACUUGAAUUUGCAUUUUGAGAAUCAUGUAGCUUGUGAAACUCAUGCAUUAGAGAGGGAGCAAAAGAUUGAAAGUUUUGCUACUGAGUCACCUAUUAGAGCACAAUCAACAUAUCUACCUCAAUCUCAAGAUCCAGCCUGCUCAUAUGAAUGCACACAAGAAGAUGAAUAUUCAACAAGUGAUGAUAAUGCUGAAGUUCAAAAUGCUUUUGAUGAAUUCAUUGCUCAGAAUAAUCUUUCCAAUAAGCCUCCAUUUCAUGAACCAGACUGCUCUUGUCAAUGCAUACAAGAAGAUCAAUCUUCAACCAAUGAUGAUGAUACUGAAGUUCCCAAUGCCUUUAAUGAACUAGAAGAAGAGAGAAGUGCCUCUGCAAUAGCUGCUAACCAGACAAUGACAAUGAUUACCAGGCGGCAGGAAGAAAAAGCAGCAAUGCAAAUGGAAGCAUUGCAGUGCCAAAGAAUGAUGGAAGAGCAAUCAGAGUAUGAUCCGGAAGCUUUGCAGAUUUUGAAUGAUUUAAUGAUGAAAAGAGAGAAAGAGAAGCAAGAACUUGAAAUGGAAUUGGAAGAGCACAGGAAAAAGAUACUGGACUAUGAAGGAAAAGAGAAAUUGAGGGUGUUGAGAAGAAAAGAUGGAAUUGAUGAAGACAAUGGCAUCUUCAACCAUGAGGAAAGCAGCCACAACAAUUUAAGUGCUGAUACAGUUUCAAAUUUGGAGGAGAUGGCAAUAGACUGUGCAAAGUAUAUAAGUGUUGUUGAUAAUUCAUUGGCAGAAUUUGAGGAAGAGAAGGUGUCCAUUCUAGAUGAGUUCAAAGCAUUGAGGGAAAAACUUAUCGCAGUGGUGAUAUAA